Messenger RNA from Porites lobata, 1392 nucleotides. Lineage: Eukaryota; Metazoa; Cnidaria; Anthozoa; Scleractinia; Poritidae. The record is from the annotation of a GenBank genome assembly.
AACCAUUUGACGUCACAACAUGGUGGCCAUUUCAACAGUCGGGAAUUUUCGUACUCGCCUUUCUUUAUCCGAGAUUUUGUCCGAUCUUAUUCGGUGUAAACUCGUCGGGUACCCAUGGUUCUGUUCAGCAAGGCCAAGGAGUUCACAUGUUUCAAAAUGGCAGAUGUGUAUCAAGCGUAUUGAAGUAAAUUUCCCUCUCAAAGUGAAGCGUCCAUCAGAUUUUUGGUCCGACAUCAGGUAUGUUUUUCCACUUCGUUGUUAAAUUAAAUGUACUUGUCGAUUUUUGUGAGAGUUUGUUUGUGAAAUCUGGCGUUGUUUCCAAGGUUUAUGCUUUCGAUUCAGCAUGUUUCUGAAAAAAGUGCAUCAGGUAUUUUUAUUUGCAAUGCGCUUUCAAUAAUGUCGGCCAUAUUUGAUUGAUGUCUUCUAAUUGUAAUUGUAAUUGUAAUUAUCUUAUUAUCCACUCCCCUCAGGGCUUUUCAGGGAUAAUUUACAACACUGGUUGGGGGACUUUGCCAGACUGCUUAAGGUGCAGUUUACAAGUACUGAAGGAAUGAGUGAUGAUGCCUCCAUAUAUGAGUGUGAAAGUGAGAUAGACCACUACACCGGGCACUACGUGCCCUACUCUUUACGAAGAGGCGGUUAGCUCAAGGUGCUUAGUUAUGUCGCCUUUGUGGCAAGGUCAAGAAAUUUACUUUUUAGGAAACGAUUUGGGUCUGACGCGCCGUAUAAAGGAAAAUUGUUUUAAGGCUUGAAAACAUGAGAGGAAGUGACUGCGCGCUGAAAUUUUUCAAUACCGCUUAACACUUAGUCACUGUCAAAAAAUACUGUCAGUCAAAUUCCCUUCGCCAAGCAACAACCAAAGUUCUAGCAUAAAGCUAAUCUAUUAUAGUACUCAUUACUGUAAUGUUCAUGUAAACCGGAAGUUAUUGAUACCGGAUGUUCGCUAGGAACUAUGGGAGAUAGGUAGCAAAACGAUCAUGGCGUCCACAUAUGCUGUAACACGUCUUCUUGUAAAUGUUUAUUAAAUCGUUGUUAGUCGUUUGCAUCCUGUUUUGAAAUCCAUUCAAAACAUCACAAUUACGAAACGUUUUGACCGAGUUCGAAUUAAAUUGCAACAAAUAUGACUCUUCGUGCUAUUCCACUCCGCAUUUCAGUAACGCAAAAUAUAUUUACGUGUGAAACAUGCAUUAAUUUGCAUAUGCAAAUUUUCAGGUUUGCGCUACAACGGCUUUCGCUACCUGUACAAUAAAAAAUUUAAACAGUUAUUUGUAAAUGCUAAUCAAUGGAAGGCAUACUCAUUGUCUGCAUGUUCCGUUUUUGUUUCAUUGACAGAUCUUUGGACAACAACCAUCAUCGACAUCAUCUCCUCGUGACAAGAGGAAAAUAAAGCAG